GGUUAUCACUGGUGUUUUGUCCAUUCAUGACAUAGAGUCUAUAUGUUAAAUAAUGAACAGAGUCACGGAAGCACAUCCUCCAGCAACUUAUACUGUAUUUUUUUUUGUAAGUAGUUGAGGUAGGUCGCUAAAAAUGUUUUAGAACGCAGCCGGUUGGUAUUAUUUUACAAGUGCACUUUACAGGGAAAAAUGACACCUCGCAAUGGAUGUUAUGAAAGAAAACGCACAGCAAGGUGCAAGGAAAGCGGGAAGGCAGAUCAAUAGGGAGGAGUGAGUCAGUGUGUCCGUGAGCGGGGUGGUAGUAGCUCCUGCGUCCCCAGUCAUGGCUGUCGACUUCACAGCCACGUACAAGGUGUUGGUCAUAGGCGAUGUAAACGUGGGGAAAACUUGCCUAGUUCACAGGUUUUGUGACGAGAGAUACUAUGACACGUACAUAUCCACAGUGGGCAUUGACUUCAAGCAAAAAAUCGUCAACUUAGAUGGAGUUCCUAUAAAGUUGCAAAUAUGGGACACAGCAGGGGAAGAACGCUUCCGCACACUCACCACCGCCUACUACAGAGGUGCGCAGGGUAUCGUGUUGGUCUACGAUGUCACUAACCUGGACUCCUUCAACCACCUCUCCUACUGGCUCAGGAACAUCGAGGAGAAUGCGUCCCCCGAGGUGGUGAAGGUGCUGGCGGGCAACAAGUGCGAGGUGACCAGCCAGCAGCGAGCCGUCGACAAGGAGAGAGGGUUGAAGCUGGCAGAAAACUUUGACAUGCCAUUCUUCGAGGUCUCUUGUCGAGGGGACGUGAUGGUUCAAGACACCUUCCUCACCCUGGCCAGGCUUAUACGGGACCUCAGACAGAGACGGGCCAGCUUGUUUGAGGAACGCGAGCGGCAGAACGAGGCGGUCAAACUGGAAGCCGACGAGAAGAGUGAUGGCAGCUCCCUGUGCUCCUCGUGCUGAAGUACUCCAAGCUACCCUGACCCUAACUAAUACCUCCCUUCCUUAACCAUUCUCCCUUCUGUUCCUCCCUGAGACCACCGUGUGUGUGCUGCCAGCUAAGGUCUACCCCGCUCGUGUGUCCUCCGCCUGCCACGCACACUACCGCUCACCACCCCCACCACCAUCAUGCAUUAGUGCCCUGCUUCUACCGUUGGGAUGGAUGGCGGAAUAGCGUGAAGACUUUUUUUUUAUCUGUCGUGAGAGAGAGAGAGAGAGAGAGAGAGAGAGAGAGAGAGAGAGAGAGAGAGAGAGAGAGAGAGAGAGAGAGAGAGAGAGAGAGAGAGAACCAUUAUUAGAACUGACCGACUGAUAGAUAACAAUGACUACGGUGAUUUCAACUAUGUAACUUCGCGCCCUUAUAUAUAUACAAGACUAUACACCUUUCUAAUUUUAUAAGAUACUACUAUACUCAUGUACAUAGCAAUCCUUAUAGUGCUUUAACACAGCUGGUAUAUAUAUAACGCAUGUAUUUAUAAGGUAACAAACAUAUGAAUGCAAGUACAGACCGGUAUACUGUAAAAGACUUAAUGAUUCAUGAUAGUUCGCAACGUUAUUUUCGUUUAGCAUUCACGUAUAGCAUCUGGCGGCGUCUGAUGUGAGUGCAUGUAUGUAUAUAACACAACCACAGGGUCAUUUUUUUGGCUUUAGUUGAAGCAAUAGGCACGUUUUCAUAUCACCGGACAAGCAUUGGUCGUCACUCAUCUGUGGAAAUAAUGCGAUGUUUGUUUUCCCGGACCAUAUUCUGAAACACUUCUGGGCUUCACCUCCACUACUUUCAAAAGUAUCUGGUUAACGUUGCACGGGGUUUUAAGUGUGUUUUUACGGUUUAAGUGACAAAUGAACAAGAUUUGUACACUGGUAGAGGGAAAAACAGUCUUGAUAACCCGGCUUAUCAUUUCUGUGGCCUUUGAAUAUAGUUGUGGUGAGAGAACAAAGCGUUUCUGAAUACGUGCCCUUAAUGCGAUGAGAGACAGUGAGAUCCCUCGUCCCCUGAUCCCGCGCACCUCUUCACUGCUUCCGCCCGCACUUCCGCAUCAUUGCCCAGCCGUCACUUAGUAGGUCCGUAUUCUCAAACAUUCCGGCGUUUUAUCUUGGCAACUUUUAAUAGACUGGUUGAAUUUGAGAGUGCUUUCAUGGUCCCAGAGAUAGCUUAUUUGCAAGGAUUUUGUAUCAUUAACGGGGAAAAAAUCGUGAGGACUAGAUAAAUUAUAUUCGUAGCCUUUGAAAAUAGUAUUAAUAUAAGUUCACAGCGUUCUGGAGUUCAUAUAAAGAUUUUGUUGUCUUAUCUCGUCAUUUUUUAACAGACUUUAUGAUGUAGAAGUUGUUGGGAAGUUUUCAUGAGUGUUUUUCCUGAUCCUGGUAAUAGUUGAGCAAGGAUUUUGCAUCGGCAGUGGGAAAAAUAUUCAUGAGAACCCGACCAGUCAUCUCUGUGGCCUUUGAUGACAGUGUUGAUGCGAGCCCAGAGUGUUUAACGAUGCAACACUCAGCGAGAGGAGCGUUCCACAGGUAAAGUAAUGCAGAUCACUCUUAAUUCACCGUUUCAUAAUGAUGCAUAGUUUCGUGAAUCACUAAAGUUCAGGCAGUGUUGCAGCAAAGUAUUACGUCACUGCGGUUUACUAAUACCUCUGACUCAAUGACACUAAGAAAUAGAUACAAUGGGAUACAUAAGCUCUAGUCAGUCAGUCAGUCAGUCAGUCUAGUCAGCGGGUGCGGCUCAUGGUCAGCGAUCGGUGAGAUGAUGUUACCAAAGAAUGUCACAGUUCCUUACGAUGGUAAACUUGCGUGUUAUACAUACGUGGCUGUUAUACAUACGUGUUAUACAUACGUGUACAGUUGCGGUGAGAACUCUGGUAAUCUUCCGAAUUUACUGUCAAUGUGUUUAGCGUUUUCUUUCAAUCCCAAGUCUUUUAAUCUAACAAUCUUACAAGGUCUACCCGCUGAUUGAUUCCAAGCAGAUCACGGGACUUAUGAUUGAGGAAGGAAGGUAAACACAGUGACAGAUUACUCAGCUAUUGACCACCAUUGCAGCUGGAGUGGUGGCGGCGUGGCGGCGAGGGGGACGAGAGGCUGGCAGCGGGGGAUGUCGGGGGGGCACGAGUCACACACCACGUACUGAAUCACUACAAAGCCUAUUUCUCUUUAGCUCUGAAUUAGUGGACGUGUUGUGCAGUGCAAUGUGGUUUCCUUUUGUAUAUGAUCUAGGUCCGUAUUCGUAAACGUUUCGAUACCUUAUCUUGACUACUUUUAGCAGGCUUUAGUGGAAGUUGUAUUGAUUUCCAAGAGUGUUUCCGUGGUUCUAGUGAUAGUUCAACAAGGUUUUUGCACCUACAAAGGGAAAACAUCUAUGAAAAUUCGAUUAAUCAUCUCUGUGGCCUUUGAAAAUAGUCCUGGUGAGAGAACAAAGUGUUUAAGAAUACGAGCCAUAAUGUAAUAUAAUAUGCUACUGUGCUUUCAAAGUAUUGCAAUGGAGUCUGGGAUGUAACUGAAUUUUUAGAUACUAUUCAUAAGAUAUUUUUAAUAACUUGAUUGUAUAAUAGAUUUACUGUGUGAUGAAAACUUGUCUCCGCGUUUUUCUUGUUCAUUCAUGUACAUGUAUGUGCUGCGCUAGAGUGUCUUAUAGAACCGCUGAUCAGUUCACACUCGACAGACAUGGUUGGAAUCAGGGACCGUAUUCUCAAAAGUUUCGGGGUCUUAUCCUGACUAAUUUCAACAGACUGUGGUGGAUGUUAUUGGGUGUUCAAGAGUGUUCUCAUGAUUCUAAGUAUAGAUUAUUAAGGAUUCUGCACCGUCAUUGGGAAAACACCCAUGAGAACUCGACUUAUCAUUUCAGUAAUUUUUGAAAAUAGUCCUUAUGAGAGUCCAAAGCGUUUCAAAAUACGGGCCCUGAUUAACUAAUCUAACUUACUGAACCUCUAUAUACACGUGUAUUCCCUCCUCACCUAAACAUUUGAUCGUAUCAUAAAUUAACGUUUGACUAACGGAGUUGGAAUCAGAUUAACUGAUAUAGCGUCCUGCUGAACCUCAGUGUACGUACACUUUCGCUCUUUCUUGCCAUGGACAUUUUUGACCGCAUAGAUUUACACAUUAACAUCGAGUGUGUGAUUUUGACGCGUCUAAUGAACCGGUAGAGAAAGAUGCAGGCUGCGUAUAUACGUAUGUUCUUGUGCAUUUCAAUCAUUGCCUCGUGAGAAGAACAGAAACUAAAUCUUGAGGUGAAGGCGUUCACACAAAAGCAAACUGAAGAACACUGAAGCAGGCUUAUAUCACCUCGCCUUCAUAGAUUUACGGGAAAAAAAAAAAGAAAAUGAUAAACCUGUGAAUGUGAUUUGUGGUUAGUGGAGGUGUUCCGUUACACACUCAUAGGGAAUAAUUAUCUUUUUAGAAUAUAUUUUGUUAAUGGUUUUGUAAAAAUGUGUAUAGCAACAUAUAUAUUAGUGUCUCUUCGUGUAUUUAAGGGUUUAUUUCCAUACGUGUUUUUUUUUUUUUGUGCUCUUGUUUUAGUCUUUCAGAGGAUAGUGAAAAUUGUUUAUAAAUUAGUUCAUGCCUUAAAGUCGCUAUGCCAGAGUCGUGGAUGUACAGUACAGUCGUGUUCAAAAGUGGAGUAACCUGCCGCAUUCACACCCACUAUAUUUAGCAUGUUCCCUCGAUCUCAAGUCCUCUGAUCUGCUGACAGUCUCCUUAUAAAACCCAACAACUGAUAGAUUCUUAGCAGAUCAGAGGAUAUGAGAGUGAGAGAGAACGUUAAGCACAGAGGAAGGAAGUGCUGUACGUUACUUGCGUUUUGACCGUGACUAUACCAGGCACAAAACAUUCUCUUCCUUGGUCUUAAGUGAAUGGUUCCUUAAUAUUAGCUCUGGACACAGUAACCCUGCGGCCGUAUUCUCAAACGUUUUAGUGUCUUAUCUCGGCGACGUUUAAGAGUCUCUAGAAGUUAUUGGGGUUUUCAAAUGCGUUUUUUUUAUGGUUCUAGGGAGAGUUUAACAAGUAUUCUGUAUCACCAAUGGGGAAGACACCCAUGAGAACCCGAUUGAUGGUUUCGGUGGCCUUUAAAAAUAAUCCUUAGGAGAGUCCAAAGCGUUUCAAAAUACUGGCCCAGCUGCGCGGUGAAGCGACAGGGAGAAGUCGCCCCGGGAUCCUUGACUGCGGCGCCGACCUGCACACAAUUCCUAAGAGAAAGAGAAAGAAUACAUUAUAAACGGAAUUGUAUUUCUCUUUUAUGUGAGGUAAGAGUGUAGGGAGGACAAUGAUAAUCUUGGACGUGAGUCGUUAGCACGCUGACGCACACUUCGGAGCUCCUCACCCAAGAUAUGAAUAAAUAAGAAACUUUCUCAUCUUUCUCAUCGUAUAAACUGUCAAACUUUACGUGCGACAGUUGGUUUGCGAUCUAAUGCGAGUCCAUUAUAACGUCCCAUGUAUAUCCUGUAGGGAAUCAUUCACGAGAGCGUUUUGAUGCCACACCCGCAGCCCUUUGGGACGAGAGUGGCCCCAGCGAGCAGAUCUCCUUGCUGCCACGGGUGUUGCCCUCACCAAGCAUUGUGGUACCAGACAGCUCUGACGCUCCAGUAUACCUUCACUAUUUCACACUACAGUAUACUAAAGAAAACGAAUCAACACGACUAAUUAGAUAUUUCAAUCGUUUCAUUAUACCAGUAUUCUAUGAUGUGUUACGAUGCAUAUAUUCAGAACCUCGCAUUUUGAAUCAUUUGGUCAUCUAAAUUUUACCCUGCCCAAUCUAUUAUGUAUAGUCACGUCUCCAAGCAAUACAUAAAGACAAUACACUCAUGAUCCAUCGCUAACACUCAAUCACCUCGGUAGCUUUUUAGGCUGAUGACCGUGUUGCUGAGCCUUUAGGCGACGCGCACUGGACCCACCCAGCAGACAUGGUUGUCUCUACCCAGCCUUUAUAUUAUCAUCUGACUGUGAACCACUCGGCCUCCUCCACACUCAGAGACGCCAGGCAUCUUCUGAAUAAAAAAUUGAGAUAUUGUUUA
Molecule: messenger RNA, 5979 nt
Organism: Scylla paramamosain (green mud crab)
Lineage: Eukaryota; Metazoa; Arthropoda; Malacostraca; Decapoda; Portunidae
Gene: RabX4
Product: ras-related protein Rab-8A-like
Exons: 6
Coding region: 323-949 (208 amino acids)
Molecular function (GO): GTP binding; GTPase activity
Source: RefSeq, a predicted model, not a curated record